Messenger RNA from Sardina pilchardus (European sardine), 1569 nucleotides. RefSeq names its product potassium voltage-gated channel subfamily A member 3-like. Gene Ontology annotation, cellular component: voltage-gated potassium channel complex; membrane. The record is from RefSeq and is a predicted model, not a curated record. Bases 22 to 1569 code for a protein of 515 amino acids. The transcript has a single exon. NCBI's taxonomy places the organism in Eukaryota, Metazoa, Chordata, Actinopteri, Clupeiformes, Clupeidae. Gene Ontology annotation, biological process: potassium ion transmembrane transport; protein homooligomerization. Gene Ontology annotation, molecular function: protein binding; delayed rectifier potassium channel activity.
CCUUCGCGCGCGCACACCUGUAUGGAUGACCACUUUAACCUCAUCGACUCGCCCUCCGUGAGACACCGCGGUAACGGAGAGGAGCACAGCUACGGGGAGAGGGACCGAGCCAUCAUGACAGUUGUUGCUUGUGACAGCAUGCUGGAGGAAACGACCGUGCUCCCCACUCACCUGCCCGCGGAUCGAUAUGAGCACCACCAGCACGAGUGCUGUGAGCGGGUGGUCAUCAACAUUUCGGGCUUGCGUUUUGAAACGCAGCUCAAAACUUUUAAUCAGUUUCCGGACACGUUACUUGGGGACCCAAAGAAAAGGAUGCGUUACUUUGAUCCCCUGAGAAACGAAUAUUUCUUCGACAGAAAUCGACCCAGCUUCGAUGCCAUCUUGUACUACUAUCAGUCGGGGGGGCGCAUUCGCCGACCCGUGAACGUGCCCAUAGAUGUGUUCUCUGAGGAAAUCAGAUUUUAUCAACUUGGCGAGGAGGCCAUGGAGAAAUUUCGAGAGGACGAGGGCUUCAUAAAGGAAGAGGAGCGCCCUUUGCCAGACCAUGAAUUCCAAAGGCAGGUCUGGCUUUUGUUCGAGUACCCGGAGAGCUCCGGGCCCGCGAGGGGCAUUGCCAUCGUGUCAGUGCUCGUCAUCCUCAUCUCAAUCGUCAUAUUUUGUCUGGAGACUUUGCCUGAAUUCCGGGACGACAGGGACCCGGCCACAGUGGCUCCAACAAUAAACGGAACCAGCCCGUAUGUGCGGAGUCCCUUCACAGACCCUUUCUUUGUUAUAGAAACACUUUGUAUAAUUUGGUUUUCUUUCGAACUGUUGGUCAGGUUCUUUGCCUGCCCCAGCAAAACAACUUUCUCCAAAAACAUCAUGAACAUCAUAGACAUUGUGGCCAUCAUCCCCUACUUCAUCACCCUGGGGACGGAGCUCGCUCAGAGGCAGGGCAACGGGCAGCAAGCCAUGUCGCUCGCUAUUCUCAGGGUGAUCAGGCUGGUGCGCGUUUUUCGUAUCUUUAAGCUCUCUCGCCACUCCAAGGGCCUCCAGAUUUUAGGUCAGACUCUAAAAGCCAGCAUGAGAGAGCUGGGACUGUUAAUAUUCUUCCUUUUCAUUGGAGUUAUUUUGUUCUCCAGCGCGGUAUACUUCGCGGAGGCCGACGACCCUACCUCGAGCUUCAGUAGCAUUCCAGAUGCGUUCUGGUGGGCUGUAGUAACCAUGACUACGGUCGGAUAUGGGGACAUGCACCCAGUGACGAUAGGAGGCAAAAUCGUGGGCUCUUUGUGUGCCAUCGCCGGAGUGCUCACCAUCGCGCUCCCGGUGCCCGUUAUAGUGUCCAAUUUCAACUACUUUUACCACCGCGAGACGGACGGAGAGGAGCACGCUCAGUACCUUCACGUGGGCAGCUGCCAGCACCUCUCCUCCACCGAGGAGCUCAAACGGACGCGUAGCACCUCCUCGCUCAGCAAGUCGGAGUAUAUGGUGAUAGAGGAGGGGAUCAAUAACGCAUUCAAACAGCCAAACUUUACCACCCAGAACAACCAAAACUGUGUGAAUAUCAAAAAGAUUUUCACCGACGUCUAA